This is a messenger RNA of Desarmillaria tabescens, 1209 nucleotides long. RefSeq lists its product as uncharacterized. Bases 1 to 1209 code for a protein of 402 amino acids. The record is from RefSeq and is a predicted model, not a curated record. Lineage: Eukaryota; Fungi; Basidiomycota; Agaricomycetes; Agaricales; Physalacriaceae. The transcript has 4 exons.
AUGUCAGAGGUCAUAGGAGCCGCUUCGUCCGUUACCGCCGUCAUCAAUAACAUCAUUACUCUCAUCAGCUAUGUUAAGGACGUAUCCAACGCACCUGAAGAAAUGAUCCAGAUCUCGAAGGAGCUAGAGUAUCUGAGGAUCUAUCUGACCGCCAUAAAAGAGCUCAUGUCGCUGUCGCCCGAAAAUGACCCGUGGCUAGAGACAUUGAAGCGGUUGUUCCCACCUCCGGACGAUGCUCGAGACGAUGUCCCGGGCGGUCUUUUCAAAGAGCUUACGGAGUUAUUCAAGGAACUCGAUAAAAAGCUGGUCAUUGAUCCGCCUCAGUGGAAGAAAGUGAAAAAGAGGCUGCUUUGGACGCUUACCAAAACGAGCGUGGAAGAGGAUCUGCAGAAGAUCGAACGUUUCAAGACCUUGGUCAUGAGCGCUGUGCAGCUCGACGACGUCAAGUUAUCUCAUGCAAUUAAAGACAUGGUCGCAGACCUCAAGGGCACGUUCGAUGGUUUCAUACGAAAGACGGAGCAGUUACAGAUGAGAACAGAGGAUGCGGAAAUGGAAAAAUGGCUUACUGCAGGCUAUGUGGAUUACAAGUCUAUUCAAGAGCAAACACUAAAAAAGUGCACUGAAGGCACCGGACAGCGGUUUCUUACUUCCCCAGUCUUUCUGAACUGGAAAGAUGGUCCUUCGGCGACUUGCCUGUGGUGUCCUGGCCAACCUGGUGCCGGAAAGUCGGUUCUAGCCUCCAUCAUUGUUGAAGAUUUAGAAACACUGGUCAGUCCGAGAAAGGCACUUGUUCUGUGCAUUUUUUGUGACUAUGAAGAGCCAGCUACGACCCAAACCAUCGUCUGCAGUCUCUUGAAACAAACAAUCCAAUCUCAGGGGCUUUCUUCCCACUCCAAAUCUGUCUACAUCGAAGAGUGUGUCAAUAAUGGUAGAAGACAGCCGUCGGACCUCACACUUUCAGACACACUUUCAAAACAGCUGAGAUCGUAUAAGGGUCAUGUCUACAUUGUCCUGGAUGCGUUGGAUGAGUUCAAUGACGAUGAUGGAGGGCAAGGACAGCUGAUCGAUACAUUGAGGUCGUUAGGGGAUAAUGUCCGUGUUAGCGACCGAUUUCACAAACAAGAUCAAACAACUCAGCGUGACUCGCACUUCGGUCAGGCGCUGUAUGUUGUCCGCAGGUUUGCGUUAAGGAGGCUAUCGCUUAGUUGA